Molecule: messenger RNA, 6364 nt
Organism: Corticium candelabrum
Lineage: Eukaryota; Metazoa; Porifera; Homoscleromorpha; Homosclerophorida; Plakinidae
Product: zinc finger C3H1 domain-containing protein-like
Exons: 24
Coding region: 118-6000 (1960 amino acids)
Biological process (GO): RNA processing
Cellular component (GO): nucleus; exosome (RNase complex)
Molecular function (GO): protein binding
Source: RefSeq, a predicted model, not a curated record
AUCACCCACAAUAAAUUUAAUUAAGUUAACGUUGGGUAAAAGUUCUAAACAAAAGAGUAACAAUCAAUACCCCGUAUAAUCAUUAUCAUUUCAAAGAAAUUUAGUUCCCGUAUAAAGAUGACAGACUGGAACAGAUUUCGAGGGCAGACGUCGCAAUCUCGUCCCGGUCUCUCCGGCACGCGCAACGUGACGCCGCCACCACUCUUAUGGAGCACCGUACCGCCUCGCGCUGUCGUACCGGGGGCCCAAUCGGCGCUUCCGGGUCGCCUCAACUUCGCAGGCGCUAUGCAGCGUCCUCCGCCUCUUGUGCCGGUCAGCAGUGCCACAUGGCCGCUUACACCGACCGCUAUGGCCAUUGACCGCAUCACAUCUCUUGCUAGCCUCAGAGGCAUGAGUCAACAGCGUCAACCCUACUCGGCUGCGAUGCUGCAUUCGCUUCGAAGUCAGAUGUCGCUUGAACCUCCGCGUAAGAUCCGGAAUGUGAUGGGAAAACCGGAAGUGAGGGGGUUGAGGCCGGUUGCGGCACUUGUCGGGACUGCGAGGCCGGCUAGUAUUUUGGGUAGUGCGCCGACGCUUCCUGGGAGGAACAUGUCUGGAGAUGUGGGACUGGGAAGUCAAGCGGUGUACGGAAGAGGAGGAAAUCGGAGGGAGAGUUAUGAGAGUCAGAGAGGCGGGUAUGUUGGUUGGAGAAGGCAGUAUGACAGUCGAAUGUGGAUGAACAGAGAGCCAGAUGCCAUGAGGAAGAUGAGAGAUGGAGGAUCGAGUGGAGGAUCAAACAGCAACCGGUUGAAUAAAGCACAGACGACACCAUUGCUUACAGUUUGUAGUGAUAUGAGACGACAGAUUGGGGUUGUGAGAGAGAGACUUGAUAGUGACGUGACAAGGAAAUCUAGCGACAGAACACAGAGAGGUGGUCAUGCUGCAGGGGGCACGUGUGAAAUUGAUAUGACAAAACACACGUCAACCUCAUUUGAAGACGACAUCAUAUAUCUUGGUCAACAGACAUUGGCCACGCCCACGGUUUAUAGACAUUCGUCAAGUUUGUGUGUGAAAUCAGGUGGACAAGAUCGCGAUCCUCGAUUAUGCAGAAUGACAGUGAGAGAGGAUUACAGACAUGAGAGAAGGCAGCAGGAUGUUGGACAAGCAGUCAGACGUGUGGAAGUUUUGUCAGAUCAAAGACACGAACAAACUAAAGACAAGCCUCAAUCUCUGAUUGAAUGUGACAAAGAGACGUCCGUGUUGACAUCAACGAGAAAUCGUGAUGAAUUGGAUUUGUUGGGGAACAAGGAGGAGCAAACCAGAGAGGAAGAUGUUGUUCUUAUCACAGAGUUAGAGAAGAAAAACAAAGAAACUGUUGUCACUCCAGCCAGCACGUCUACACAUGAUAAGACAGAAGAGAGUGAAUACUCAAUGGGAGAGUUUUUAUCAUCGACUUGUAAUCAGGAAAUCGCACGUGUUGAAGAGAAUAAGAGACAACACAUAGAUGACAGCAGAGCAGAAACAGUAAUACAAGAAGCUAACAGGAGAACAAGUGAUGAUGUGAUUGAAGGUACGGAUAUUGAUAGAGAGCAGAAAGCGAUAGCAUCAGGUGACGACGAGUACGAAGAUUGUGAGGACUUGGAGUUGAAGAAGCAACUCUUACAGCAAGAAUUACAGAAGCUUGAUGAACAAGAAGCUGCCGCAGACAGCCAACAAUCAGACACUUGGCAUAGACAAAAGUCGAGAAAAUCGUCAGCGAGAAGGAUAAGUGAUUAUCAGCGCUCACGUUCAGUACCAACACGACGAACUCUCAGCAACAGAAGACGCAAGAAACCUCGUUCUAAAUCAAGGACAUCCGUAACAUCAACAUCAAAUGAGACUUUUGCAGAUCAACAGUACAUGAGAGAGCGACUUGAAAGGGACGUUGCUGCAUUCCUUGAGACAGGGACGUUGUGUAUGGACAACACAACAGUAACAAGAGACACGGAUAUGAGCACACAAGGCGGCAACGGAGGAGAUGACGAAGAAGAAAGGCUUCGUCAACAACUGUUAAAGUCAAUGCAAGAAAGCAAUGGAGAGGACGAAGAAGAGCGUUUGCGACAGCAACUCUUGAAGUCUGUACAAACAGUGAGUCAAAAAACAGUAAACCAAACGAGUGGAUCAACCCACAAUGUGCCAAACAAAUCAACACAAACUCCUUCAUCUGAUCUAAAGCAGACUUUAAAGCAGCCGGCAGAGACACAAUCUGCAGUGACAACAAAGACGACAACAACAGCUUUAGUGUCUAAACCGGAAGUGAAGUCUGUAACUGAACCUCGGACAACAGUUUCCAAGCUACAAGCAUCACCAAUAGUCAAGUCACAAAGUAAACAAGGUAGUUCAAAACCACGGUUUUUACAUGGACAAACAAAGAGACAGACAACACAGAAAAUAAAUCGAAAGAAUACGACUCUGAAGGCGAGCAUGGUCCCAAAGAAAGGUGACUUUAUCAUUGAAGUGAGCGCGAACGACGACUCAGACUCAGACGUCCACGUGGAAGAAGUCGAGCAUUUGCAACAGAAAGAAGCCGAAAAGUUGGCCAUGAUGAAAUUCGUGGGGAUGAGCCUCGAAGAGAAGCUCAAAGAGUUGAGAAAGGUGUCAGACCGGAGCAUCACUCCAGUAGCAAAGUCGGCUAGAAAGUCAGCCACAACGACCACGCCUGACAGCAUUGCUCACUUGCCGAAGGACAAACUGGAGGAAUACAAGAAACUGAGGAUUGAAAUUCUUCACCGAGAAAGGAAGAGGAAGCAGCAAGAUCAAACGAAAUCGAUCAGUAAGAAAUCGAAAGUCGGUGCUAAUAGAAAUCAACAAGCAUCGAGUAACGUGUCAAGCCUCAGACGACAGACUGGAGCUCAGAAUUUUAUGUUUAGAAAAGUGGGAGGAGGCAGGAGGGUGAGUGUGGGGAAAGGUGAGGUUGUGAAAGUGCAGAAAGGGGGGAGUAGGGUGAGUAGUCGGAUGAUGCGUGAGAUGGAGGUGGCUGCAUUGUGUACGAGAUUAGUAGCUGAGAACACACUGCUGAGUGGAUCAGUUGAUAAAGUGGUGAAGUUGAGAGAAGAACUGAAAGAUGCUGUAAAUCACAUGAAGAAAGGUCUUGUCAAUGUUAAGGCACUGCGAGUCUCUGUGGAUAAGCCGUUGAAGGAAGAACAACGUGAGACAAUUGCGAGAGUUGAAGUGAAUGUUAGAAGGGGUGGACAAGUGAUGACAUCAUUGAAAGAUUGGGCAGUAGGACUGCAGGUAUCAGAUAGCUCAGAAACAGAUGCUACAACAGAAAAUCGAUCGUUAGUCAAGCCAGCAAUGUUGAGGAAGUUGAAGGAAACCAUUAGUCCUCUAGACAUCUCAUCUGUUAUUGACAAAGUCAUCACUUCAUUGGCAACUCACAAUCCCUUGACUUUACCAUCAGACAAACAACGUAUCUCAACAAAAUUAAAGAAAUCCAUCACACAACAUUUGUUUACACAAUCAAACCGACCAACAGAUGGUGACGUGUCCAUCUCAACAAGCAAACAGUUUGUCACAUAUGAAAGUCCUCUGACUGUGUUCAGAUCAUACAGGCUCAGUCCGUAUUUCUCUCAACAGCAACAAGUUGAUUACUCGUCUGCCGUCUUCGCUAGACGAUGGGACAGCCAUCGGACAUUGUGUCAGUUUGAUUUGAAUGGGAAGUGCAACGACGAGACGUGCAAAUGGCUUCAUUUACAGUCUACUGAACUGUCGGAGGAGGAAAGUCUCGUGCAGCUGCUUGACUUUGCUCCCAGCAUGGCAGGAGUGACGAAGGAAGACAGCACUAAAGAGAGAAGAUCAAAAAUGGCUAAGUUUGUUCAAGCGUUCUGUGGCCACUACAAUCAGAACCAAUCGAGCGGCAAAGAUCAACCAAAGGGACUUCAUAAGACGAUGUCUGUGAAAGUCAGCAAACAUCUCAAACAACAGCAUCCAUUUCAUGUUUGUCUUCAAAGUGCUGGACAAGAUGGCAGCAAGGAUGAGUCGUACAGCUCCAUGGUGUCGCUGUUGGCUGUAAAGCCUGUACAUCAAGUGAUGGAAGUAGCCAACAAAUUGCCACAAGAAACAAGUCAUGAUGAUCGGUAUUUUGGCAACAUCGACUCAGCAGCCGAGGAGAUCAAACGUUUGUUACAAAACAAUCCAAGUAACAGUGCUAUGUGGAUACAGUUGGCAGACAUGAAGAUGAAACAACACAAGAGUGUUGACCAAGGUCUUCACAUCUUGUCCAAAGCUCUUGAGAGCAAUCGCUCAUCAGAACCCAUCUGGCUGCAUUACCUUCACGUCUACAGUCAGAGAGAUCAGACAUCAGAGCUCUCACGCAUCUCACAGAAAGCAACCAAGUUUUGCCCGACGUUUCCCGUUUACUGGUGCUGCCUGCAGAACACAGAAACAUAUGAAGGAAGAAUGUCAGUCAUCAGGGACGUCUAUCACUUCCUGAAAGGGUUGGAUGGUGUUGAUGCCACACAUUCACAUCGGAUCCUGGAGACAGUAAUGUAUGAAGCUCAAGUGAAUGUAUUAACUGGGAGAGUGGACGAUGCGAAGAAGACGCUUGUUGAUCGCUUGAAGGAGUUUGAUCGGUCAAUGAUGGUUAUUGCUGAUUUUUGUGUUGGAUGGCUUGCAUACGUACACGUUGCAGCGUUUAGUGUAUUGCCAUCCGUCAUGUUUGAUUCCAUCUCUGAUAACCCAUCCAAGAUUGCAAACAAGGAGAUGUUUGUGAUUCCUUGGAGUCGGUCGAAAACCUGGAAGUUGUGCUAUGCAUCACUUGUCAAGGAUUUAUGUUAUGCUAUUGAGGUUUGCAAGAAUGGGAAUAUGGUAGGCGACGAUUGGAAGGGCUGUGUUGGUCUCUAUAUGAAUCUUAUUGGACUGCACAUUGCUGCUGACAAGAAUGAUGCAGCAGUUGAGGUUGCUCAGCAGCUUCUCAAUUCAUUACCAAACAUUGCAGAUUCCUGGCUAUGUGUUGCUAAAAUGUGGUGUGACAUGAAUUCUCCUACCAAAGCAAUGGAGACGUACAACAGUUCAAUCGUUUCUUGUCCAUUUUCUCCUGUCCUUUAUCAUGCUUUGGUGCAGUUGCAACUACAGCAGGGUGAGAAGGAGAAAGCAGUUGAGUUGCUUACUACAUGUAUUUGCAGUUGCUUUGUGGACGUGCCAUCACAAUCACUGUCACCACAGUUGCUUUACAGAUUUGCUCUCCACCUUCCUGUACCUUACAAUAUUGAUUGGCCACAAAUGAAAAUCACGUUAACUGAAGAAGAAGCCGUUUACCUUGCUUUAAACUAUUGCUCAUUGGUCGAACUGAACAAUGAGAAUGUAAGUGAAGCAUUCAACUCUGUUAUUGCCUCGUUGACUAGCAGAUCAGCUCUGAAGACAAUCUGGAAAGAAUGCAUCUGCUGGCAUUGGAAGAAAGCACUAGAUGAAGGCUCGGAUGACAUGAAGUCAUUCUGUGAUUCGGCCACAAUGUGUCUCUCAACAUUGCCCAUCGAGUGUUCUUAUCCUCACAGUUGUGUCGACUACUGGUUGGACUACAGUCUACACAAUCAGGUUAUUGAGAUGCUGAUGAGUUGUAUGGAGCCAGCCGAUCGGCUGCUGUAUCUUGAACAACAGUGUAGCAUUUCGUCAAACAUCGAAUUGAUAGCGAGGUUGUGUGAUGUUGAGCAUGAGAUUCAUCCGACUUCGAUGGCAUCGUCUCAGUCGUGUCUUGCUGCGGCUUUACAGACUCACCCGACUUCAUUGAGAUUAUGGACAAUUGCCAUUGCUAUUGAAUGUGCUAAAGGAAAAGUCAGAGAGGCUCGCUGGAUGUACAAAGAAGCUUUGAAAUCGAUUCCUUUAUCAUCGACUCUCUGGACUCAGUAUCUCAAAUUUGAAGCAAGUCAAGUGGACACGGAUAAUGCAGACAAGCAGGAACUUUCACUUUUAUCCAAUCUAGUCGGCCGUGCCAAGGAUGUAGGUGUUGUAUUAGAUGGAAUAGCGACGGUGUCGACUACCUCGUGAAGAUGUUAAGCAUCUGUUUAUCUUUUUGUGCUUUUUCUUUUUCUUUGGGGUUAGGGAUGAGGGUCCCAGCUGUUUCUAUUGUUUUCUAUUUUAUUACGUAUCACCCUGUUGUUGAUCUGCGAUGGAGAGAGAGGAACACAAACGGACACUUGAAUGAAUGAACUGUCGUCAUUAGAAGAAGAGACUGGGAGGAGGAGAGAGCUUCAAUAUGGAGAUAUAGACUGUAACUGAUAGAAGGUGUACUUGCGUUAGAACAUAAGUAAUCUUAGUUUUGUAAUGCUGUAUAGUAGAGUGUGUAGUCUACAGAGACCAUAUAGUGUGUUGAAGAUGAAGUAGCAAGCUCAAAUAUAUAAAUAAUAUAGAA